AAAAUAAGAAUCGGAAAUCAACUGACCCCUUCAUUUGAAGGCGCUAAGUGGUACAGUCCAGGAAGUUGCGCGUUAUCACUUCCGGGCUAGCUAGAAACACGUGUGUACCGGAGAAACUUGAGGAAUGGCUCAGAAGAAACGCAAGGGAUCUCGGGGACGGAAGCCUUCUAAACACCAAGAAGGAGAUGACAGUGACACUGGAGAGUUCGAUGUACAGGCUGGGGUACCAGAAGUCGAUCAAGUGCAUCUUCCAGCUUUCCCCGCAGCAGACGGGGACUCCGAUAUGGAAUUGGACGACACCAGACAAAUGGUCCGGGCACAGAAUAAAAAGAAAAAGAAAUCUGGAGGGUUCCAGUCAAUGGGUCUCAGUUACCCUGUCUUUAAGGGAGUAAUGAAGAAAGGCUACAAGGUUCCUACUCCCAUCCAGAGAAAGGUGGUCCCAGUUAUUUUAGAUGGUAAGGAUGUGGUAGCCAUGGCUAGGACGGGCAGUGGCAAGACUGCUUGCUUCCUCAUCCCCAUGUUUGAGAAGCUGAAAGCUCACAGUGCCCAGACCGGAGUCCGUGCUUUAAUUCUGUCACCCACUCGAGAGCUCGCCCUGCAGACUCUAAAAUUCACCAAGGAGCUUGGGAAAUACACCGGUCUGAAGACAGCCCUGAUUUUAGGUGGAGACAAAAUGGAAGAUCAGUUUGCCGCUCUGCAUGAAAACCCAGACAUAAUCAUUGCCACACCUGGCCGUCUGAUGCACGUAGCGGUCGAGAUGAACCUUAAGCUGCGCACUGUAGAAUAUGUGGUGUUUGAUGAAGCCGACAGACUUUUUGAGAUGGGCUUUGCAGAGCAGCUGCAGGAAAUUAUUGCGCGUCUGCCGGAGACCCGUCAGACAUUGCUUUUUUCUGCCACCCUUCCCAAGAUGCUGCUUGAAUUUGCCCGGGCUGGUCUCACAGAGCCGGUGCUAAUCCGUCUUGAUGUUGACACGAAACUAAGUGACCAGUUAAAGUUGGCCUUUUUUCAAUUACGCGUGGAAGAUAAACCUGCCGUGCUCCUUCAUAUUCUGCGCUGUGUAGUGAAGCCUCAGGAACAAACGGUGAUCUUUGUAGCCACUAAACACCACGCUGAAUACUUAAGAUUGAUGCUGGACAUGCAGGGUAUCCCCUGUUCUCAUAUAUAUAGCUCUCUGGAUCAGACUGCGAGAAAGAUUAACCUGGGCUUGUUUCUACAUGGGAAAGUCCGUGCUCUUAUAGUCACAGAUGUGGCCGCCCGUGGUAUAGACAUCCCAAUGUUGGACAAUGUCAUCAACUACAACUUCCCCCCUAAGCCAAAACUUUUUCUGCAUCGUGUAGGUCGUGUUGCAAGAGCAGGGCGUAGUGGCACAGCUUACUCUCUCGUUGCUAUAGAUGAAACCCCCUACGUGUAUGACCUUCACCUUUUCUUGGGGAGACCCCUUAAACUGGCAGGAGCACAGGGGCCAAACACAGAUACGGAUGGGGUAUAUGGUCGAGUUCCUCAAAGCGUGAUUGAUGACGAAGAUGCUUUGCUGAUCACUGAUCAUGAACGGUCUCUGGAACUGAAGAGCCUCCAGCAUGUGGCAGAGAAUGCUUACAAACAUUACUGCAAGUCUAGGCCUGCUCCAGCCUCUGAAUCCAUAAAACGAGUCAAGGAGGCGAAUUACAGUCAGUUGGGUCUUCACCCCAUAUUCUGGUCUCUUCUUGGUCAAGAGGAAAUGCAAAGGCUGACGUUUGUCGACAGUAUCAAAUCCUACAAAUCUAAAGCAACCAUCUUUGAAAUUAAUGCUACAAACAAAACAACAGCAAGUGAAGUUAUGCGAGCUAAACGCUGUCGGGACAAAGGCGUCAUUGCCAAAUUCCAGCGCCUGCAAGAUGAGAAAGCUAGUGAAACGGUCCAGGCAUCCACCAGUGGGACGUCGGUUCUUCCCUCCGAACCAGAAGUUGAUGAAGAAAAUAUGGAGGGAGUCUUUUCACAAGUGCUUGGAAAGAGAAAAAGAAAGGACACCGGGGAUCACGAGGGUCCCAAAAAGAAGAAAGAAGCAUCUUCCCAUGACUCGGAGUAUUAUAUUCCAUACAGGCCUAAGGAUUUUGAUAGCGAGCGUGGGCUCAGCGUUGCUGGUAACAACUUUGAGAAAGCAGCAGCAGGGGCAGUACUGGAUUUACUGGGCGAUCAGACCGAGGAUCUCCAAAAGAACAAGAAAGUCCUGAAGUGGGAUCGCAAGAAGAAGAAGUUUGUAGGAGCAGGUGGACAAGACGACAAGAAGAAAAUUAGGACAGAAAGCGGCCGACUCAUUAACAGCUCUUAUAAAAAGAACAUCUAUGAGGAUUGGAAGAAGAAAUACAAAAUAGAUGACCAGGAUUCUGAUGAGGAAGGAGAGAGGCAAGCUGGAAAAAAUCACAGGAAAGGGAGAGGUGGACGGAGUGGAUCUCGAGGACCCAGACCAGAGACCCCUGGCGCACAUGGAAAACUUCGCCCCGAGCUGCGCAAUAAGCAGCAGAUCCUUAAGCAGAGAAGAAUUAAAGAGAAGCAGAGAUUCCUGCAAAGUGGGGGGAUGAAGACAUUAAAGAACAAAGUAAAGCAGAGAGCCCAGACUAUGAAGAAAUCUGCAUUUGGCAGAGGCAAGACCAAUGGUUUUAAGAAAGGAAAGAUAAGGAAGAGGCCUUGAUUUUAAGAGGUCUAUGAAUUAACUGUUUCAGUUCCAGCAUAUUCUGCAUACAGCCCACGGUAUAAUAGGUGCCUGACCUAUGUGUGUGGUAAAAAGUACAGUCUCUUAGUCUGUUUUGGGCUUAAAUAUUACAUCUAUGAACUAGAAUAACCAGUAUCAUCCUGCACAAGCACACAGCCUGGGAGGAAAACCAUCAUCAGUUAAUACGUUUCUUGUAUCGUGUAAUUCUUUCUUCCAGGGAUUCAAAGUGUCUCCAUUACACAUUGCAAAUAUGUUUCUAAUAUGUGCAUUACAGUAUCCCUGGGUACAUGAGUGACAUAGCUCUAUUGUCAUCGGAACAUAAUGCAAGAAACUUACAAAGAUGUGUAUUUUAUUAAAUACAUUCUUUCCA
Molecule: messenger RNA, 3059 nt
Organism: Spea bombifrons (plains spadefoot toad)
Lineage: Eukaryota; Metazoa; Chordata; Amphibia; Anura; Pelobatidae
Gene: DDX54
Product: DEAD-box helicase 54
Exons: 21
Coding region: 125-2668 (847 amino acids)
Cellular component (GO): nucleus
Molecular function (GO): RNA helicase activity; RNA binding; ATP binding
Source: RefSeq, a predicted model, not a curated record